GAGGCAACUCCCUAAAUAACCCUGGGAAGCCUGCACGCGAAGGGAAAAAUGGCUGAAUUGUUUUCACCGAUUACUCGACAGGUUUCAAGGGAAAAGUUUGACGCUGGAACCCAAAAUCUGAAAGAUAUUAGGCUCAAGGAUGUCGAGGACUGUUUGAUUUACGACCGUCUUGGAGUCUCUUUCCCUUUCAAGAACUUAUAUCAAGACAGCAAAUCCGUCAUCAUUUUUGUCCGGAAUUUCUUAUGCUAUAGCUGCAAGGAGUAUGUUGAAGAUUUGAGCAAAGUGCCCAGAGAAGCGCUGGAGGAGGCGGGAAUUCGACUGGUUGUUAUAGGUCAGUCAUCUCAUCAACAUAUAGAGCCUUUCUGUUUGCUGACAGGCUAUUCUCAUGAAAUGUAUGUGGACCCCAAAAGAACAAUUUACCUUAAGCUGGGGAUGAAGAUAGAGGAGACAUUCACUGACUCUGCGCUGACCAGCCCCCAUGUGAAGUCUGGUUUAUUCAUGGGCCAAAUAAAGAGCAUAUGGAGGGCCAUGACCAGCCCUGCCUUUGACUUUCAAGGUGAUUUGCAUCAGCAGGGUGGAGCCAUGAUCGUGGGACCAGGCUCCCAAGUCCAUUUUUUCCAUUGUGACAUGAACCGAUUGGAUCACAUGCCCAUCAACUGGCUCCUUGAGCUCGCUGGAGUUAAACAGACCUUUGACUUUAACAAUAAACCUAAAAUUAUCCAUGUGUAGCAUCAACCCCCACCCCACCAGAGAGCUUUACUGUAAAUAUAUAGCUACAAUUCCAUGAUAUGCAACCUUUUCCUUCACUUAUUAUAGGUUGCUAAGCUUGUAUUUCUUGUCAUAAUGCAAUUGCAGCUCAUUUAUAAGAAAGAAACUAGACGGAGGCACCCAAUAUCAGUUUAAGUAACAAAAAAAAACCUUAUAUAGCAUUGUAAAAGAAACCAUUUUUCAGGAUUAUAUCAUUUGUAAUAAUAAAUGGAUAAUCUAGUUAAAGGUGGAUUAUCUGGUGACUAUAUUCAUCAGAGUUAAGAUGUUCAACAUUUCGGUGUUACUCAUUUCUGUCAAGCUGAUGGGAGGCGUUUCCUUUUUUUUAUGGAAGAAAGUAAAUUGAUGUAAGUUCUUGUGAUAUUUAUCUUGGAUCUUAGAGUGAAUGUGUUUCUUUCCGGUCUUUCAAUUUGAAAAAAAAAAACUUUUUUUACUGUAAAGAGUAUUUCCAUUAUUUUCAUCCAUUAACAAGUCUUCUCCCUGGGGCUUUACUUGAACAACACCCCUCAUGUCCCCCUGAAACGAAAGAGUUGCUGUUCUCAGAGUGUUAUGUGAUGCAUAGCAAAUCCAGCAUACCCGUUGUCAACUUGGACACAAACUUCACUUAAUAAUCUGUAUUAAUUUGGUCUAAAUCAGCUAAUUGGUUCGUGAAACAUCCCUGCAGUUGUUUAAGGUGUUUGUAAUGUUCGUUUCUGAUAUCUAGAGUCUGAAGCCGGAAAUGUUGGACGGACCUUUUUUAAAUUUUUUUUUAUUCAUAGCUGCAGGAAUGAGUUCACAGCAAACGUUUUAAAGCUACAUGCUUAAAAAUUGGAAAGAUGACCAAGCACCAGAGAUAAUGAGAUCAAAAUGACCAGUACUAGUUUGCAUGAAUUAUAAUGACUCAAAGAUAAAGAGUACACUGAAUAUUUAAUUUUAUUUUUUUUUUUAUCCAUAUUUACUUGCAAUGAUGUGUCAUCAUUUUUAUAUGCAAAUCUGGAUAAGAUCAGAAUUUCCCUUCUGUCUAUACCAUAGCUGCUGUAUGGUUCAUGUGCUUUUUUUAGACUAUCAAGAAAAUUUUAAGCUAUGACAUUUUUGUAACCAAUUUAUUACAUGUCUGUGUUUUUGGGCUGGUUAUGCAGUUCGUUGCAGGGUAACAUUCACAUGGUCCAAGGAAAAGCAGUUUUUCUUUAGGAUUAUUUUAAGAAAAGCAGAAUUGGACCAAUCUAUGUAGUUCUGAAAACAAACAUCUCAAACUCUGCCCUGCAAAUGUGGUCAUACUGAACUUUAUCAUAUGUUUUCAUAUUUUAACCACAAUCAUCACUUUACUUUCAUUUAUUUUUUUAAUCUACCGACUCAAGUAUUGUAUAACUGUGAAGUGAAAAAUAUGCAUUGUUUUUCAUUUUAUUUCAUGAAUAAAAAUCUUAAAGGU
This is a messenger RNA of Cyprinodon variegatus (sheepshead minnow), 2173 nucleotides long. It is a transcript of the gene prxl2c, whose product is annotated as AhpC/TSA antioxidant enzyme domain containing 1. The transcript is spliced from 6 exons. NCBI's taxonomy places the organism in Eukaryota, Metazoa, Chordata, Actinopteri, Cyprinodontiformes, Cyprinodontidae. The record is from RefSeq and is a predicted model, not a curated record. Bases 49 to 729 code for a protein of 226 amino acids.